UUUGUUCAGUUGCGCUCAGCUGCCGGAGAGGUGAGCACCGCUCCGGAGCUCCUCAUCUCCACCGUCCACUCACUCACUCUUCCUCCUUUUCUCCUCCUCCUCCUCCAGGAGUCACGCACGGAUGCCGCUCCUCUUUCACGGAUAAAGACCAACAGCGAGUGUGCCUGUGUUUUCUUUUCCACACACGUUUUUAUUGACUUUUUUUUUUAUGCCCUGUGGCUCACUACCACUUGCAUCACAUCCUACGGCUCUGGGAAGGCUGCGCGAGCAUCGCACUGCAUUCCUCUGGACCGGACCUCACCUCUGCCGGAAGGUUGCGGCUGUCACCUUUUUCUUCAAUGUUGCCACGUUCUGCCUGGCUGAGCGAAGCGUAAUCCGGACACAGACAAGGGGGGGGAUUCGAUUUUACACUUAAGUCACAGGCCUGGCAGGACGUGCGACGUGAUGCCUCCGUGUGGACUGCAGAACUUGCUGGCCCUCCUGCUGCUUCUUCAUGCUGUCAGCCACGGCUUAAGUGAUGCCGACCCUGUGGUGAGCAUGCAUAAAGUGACCUAUCACAGCAUCAGCGAGGAGAUGUCCAAGACGGUGGUGCUCCCCUGCCUCUUCUCCUUGCGCCCUGGCGCCAUUCCGUCCCACGAGCCUCCCCGCGUCAAAUGGUCCAAGGUGUGGGGUCAGCAAGGCACGGACGGCUCGCGGAAAGAGCAGUCGAUCCUGGUGGCCAAAGACAAUGUAGUCAAGGUGAAAAAGGCUUUUCAAGGUCGGGUAUCGCUGCCUGGUUACGGCAAUAACCGAUACAAUGCCAGUCUGGCUCUGACAGGCUUGCGAUCCAGUGACUCUGGCCUGUACCGCUGUGAAGUUGUGAUGGGCAUUAACGAUGAGCGAGACACUGUCCCGCUGGAGGUCACAGGCGUGCUCUUUCAUUACCGCGCUCCCCCCGACCGUUACGCCCUGUCCUUCGCUGACGCCAAGCGGGUGUGCGCUGAGAACUCGGCAGCCAUCGCCACGCCGGGUCAGCUGCAGGCGGCCUUUGCCGACGGCUAUGAGAACUGUGACGCCGGGUGGCUGUCGGACCAGACCGUACGGUAUCCAAUCCAGUCACCUCGGCCUGGUUGCUAUGGCGAUCGUGACGACUCACCCGGCAUCCGUAACUAUGGCAAUAGGUUCCCGGACGAGCUGUUUGAUGUCUACUGCUUUGCCAAGCGGCUACAAGGUGAAGUGUUCCACUCCACCGUGGAAGAGAAACUGAAUCUAGCCACGGCCUCCACCCAUUGCCAUUCGCUGGGAGCCCAGCUGGCCACCGUGGGCCAGCUGUACCUGGCCUGGCAGGCCGGUCUGGACCAGUGCGACCCGGGCUGGCUGGCUGACGGCAGUGUGCGCUACCCCAUCAACGUACCGCGGAGGAACUGCGGGGGGGACGAGCCCGGCGUGCGAACGGUCUACAGCAACCCUAAUCGGACCGGCUUCCCCGACACCACGGCCAUGUUUGACGCUUACUGUUACCGAGCCCAUCAGCCUGCAGAUGUACAAGCCGCAGAGGCCCUUGCUCCCCUCCACGCCAAAAUCCCAGCUGCACAGACCGGCUCCCCACUCAGCCGUACCCAAAUGGGCACCCCAUUACCCAAGACGGCUACUCGGACCGAUCUGACGGACCUGAACGAAGCUAUCACAAACGACUCCUCCGACAUCUCUGACGAACACGUCGUCAUCCACUUGAGUCCCUCGCAGGGUUGGGAUAACCAACAAGACGGCGCCCCGACCGGUCGAUCACGCCCAGCUGAAGCCGACGAAAUGAAAACGAGCGAUGCUCCAAUGGAGCAGGAGAGCCACGGAGGUUCGGCCCAAGAGGAAGUAGAUGCUUCUUUUGACACUCUCCCAUCAGCGGCCUCGACCACCUCUCAGCCUCACACCAGUAAAAGCAUGCUGACUGACUUUGUUAACACGCUAAUGAAGCCUUUCAAGUACUGGGCUGGGAGCGGGAUGGGCCAAACCUCCAACAGGAGCCAGACUUUGAGCUCACAAGCCAGUGAAAACAAGGGCGGCAGCGACAACGCCAUCACGGAGCACGGGAGUCACGAUUCUCCCUCCAGGCUUCUCCAUGCCAGUGGAUUACAGAGCGCUGACGAUGGUCUGUCUGAGCAGGAGAAAGAGGAGAUGCCGCUCUUUCCAGUACUGUCCGCAGUCCAAAACGGCAGGAAAAUUGAGUCCGCCACACAGCAGGAGGGCAAAUUUGCCAAUCGUGGGAUAACUGCAGUGGACCCUGAAAGUCAUACAAGUCCCAAUGAACGGAUCAAGUUUCCCAAAGGAGGUCCAGCGUGGGCCAUCAAGUCAUUACGGCGCUCCAGAGUAGGCUUUCCAAGGAAUGUUGCCAGAACUCACACUUGGGAUCCUUUGGAAGCCAAAUCGGGACUCCUUGAGAUAAUCACCCUGCCUGACUCUUUUCGCCAGGACACAGUAGAAAAUUAUUCUGGUGAAGGGAGGGACCAAGUUGGAGAUGAGGCACACACGACCACCGCAACUUGGACGGAUCAGAAAAAGGAAGUGGAGGGGAGCAGUGAUGGGAAUAGUUUUCUAAGUAACUUUGCUAAUACCAUUCCCAGCAGUCCAGAAUCUGCGCCUUCACUGCACCAAAGCCAGAGUGAACUUGUGACUGUGGCCGAACGCACUACGUCAUCCCGGUGGCAGCUCGUGGCGCAACCAACCACCGCCAUCUUGCCUCAAACAGCCGAGGAGGCCAGGGGUGAGAUCAUCUACGUUCACCGGCCUGCUGACAACCUCUCGUCUGCUUCUUCUUUGUCACAAAGAGGAGAAAGCGGCUCUAAUGGUGGCUUCACUCCCGUUAUUAAGAAGCAAAGGAAAGGUGCGGGAAGAAAGCCUGGUCGCGGCGCAGCCAAGUUGGUGACUUCCACACCAGAGUCCUUGAUGGAUGUGCUAACCACCACGGAGAUCACCACGGCACAUUUUCUAACAACCACAGACACUCCAAGCACAGACCCUGCAACCGCAGCGGUCACCACUGAGCUUUUCUCAAAAAGCUACUCCGCGCAGGAGCCAUCCAUUUCUGUCUCAUGGAUAGAGGAGACCACGAGCAACGCGGAAGGCAACUUCUCAAUGGAAUCGUCAACAACAACCGCCAGUCAGUUGACGAGUGCUGUGUCAGACUCAAAAGAUGCUGUUACAGAAGUGGAGUCCAGGUUAGCAGUGUCUGAGUCCUUUGUGUUUGGAAGUCAUUGGAUACCUUCCAAGGGAUCCAGUCCGAAGUUUGAAGACCACAAGACUCCGACGGUGACAGACAGCAAAGGCGCAAAACACCCUUUUGGUGUCCUGGUACCCAACUGGGCUUUUGUUCCACCAGUUGAGAGCAACCCGUGCCAGACCAACCCAUGCCUCCACGGAGGGAGCUGCCUGCAGGAGGGCGACGGCUAUAGCUGCUACUGCCCGCAGGGAUUCUCCGGGGAGAGCUGCGAAAUCGAUGUUGAUGACUGCCAGUCCAACCCCUGCCGCAAUGGAGGAACUUGCAUCGACGAGAUCAACUCUUUCGUUUGUCUGUGUCUGCCCAGCUACAGCGGCGCCAAAUGCGAGAAAGACACGGAAGGCUGCGAGCACGCAUGGCGAAAGUUCCACGGCCACUGCUACCGCUACUUCAGCCGGCGGCACACGUGGGAGGACGCUGAGAAAGAUUGCAGGGAGCACAGUGGCCACCUGGCCAGCAUCCACAGCCUGGCCGAGCAGAAUUUCAUUGGAGGUAUCAGUCAUGACAACACCUGGAUCGGCUUAAAUGAUCGCACAGUGGAGGAUGACUUUCAGUGGACUGAUAAGAUGGACCUGCAAUAUGAGAACUGGCGUUCGAACCAGCCCGACAACUUCUUCGCGGGCGGUGAGGACUGCGUGGUGAUGAUCGCUCACGAGAACAGCAAAUGGAAUGACGUCCCCUGCAACUACAAUCUGCCCUACGUCUGCAAAAAAGGAACAGUUCUCUGCGGAGCCCCUCCUCAAGUGGAUAACGCUUUCGUGGUUGGCCGGAAGCGCUCUCACUAUGACAUCCACUCGACUGUGCGCUACCAGUGUGUCGACGGCUUCCAGCAGCGCCACGUACCGACAACAAAGUGCCGUGCCAACGGCAAGUGGGACGAACCAAAAAUCAAAUGCACAAAAUCAGCUCGACGGGCCCACCGGUACCGGCGCCACCACCACAACCACCACCACAAGGGCAGACGGGAGCGCAGAAAGCACAAGCGGCACGGCCACCGGAUCGGCGGCCACCACAGCGCCGACCACAGCCUCAAGCAAGGCCACAUCUGAACCAAAAGAGAAGCAAAAAAAUUCAUUUAAAAAAACCCCGACAUCCGUUCUUCUCUUCUCCUACUCUCCCCAUCCUUCAUUCCUCUUCCUAUUUCUCACUCCCCCUUCUCCAUCAGUCCAUUCGCUGGAGUCCUCCUCUAUCAUAGGAAAUUCCUGGACAAUAGCCGGGACGAUAGCCGCUCCCUCCGUUUCCCUUUUUACGUUUCUUUUGUCCCGGUUUUCUUGUCACUCACACUCACUUGAGUACAAAUUGUAAAUGGGAUCUUUUUGUUUUUGUUUUCUCGGCUCUCUGGGUUUAUUGUUUGGUCUUUUCUUGUGUGUGCGUGUGCGUGUGCGUGUGUGAUUCAGUUCCAUUAUUGUUCGAGGUGGGAAAGUUGCGGAAAAUGUAAAACUGUUCAAUACCAUUUCAAAUACAUCUUUUACACUUCAAAAUAAAUGGUAGACUGAUGAUUUGAUUUUGAAGAAAAAAAUGCGCCCUAAAUGUGCAUGUACUGCAUAGGCGGAAGAAGACCUUUCGUAACAAGCCAUACUAAAUUUAGCUCCUCUCCGACAUUUCAAGCUCAUCUCUCAAUCAAGAUGUAUCACAUGACCCGACAGGACUUGCUCGGAAGAAUUAUUGUGAAGUGUUUCCUUGCAUAUUCGCAACUCACGAAUUCACUCUUUACGCAAAUGUUUUUUUUUUUUUUUGUCAGGAACCUAUUCUUGUUAUUUGCUGAAGAGUUCAAACUGUCAGUUUUUUUGCUCAGGCCAAAGCCCUGCAAAGUAUUGUUGUCCAUUUUGUGGCAUCCUGGUGCCGAGGAACUUUGUAGAAGUGAUUUGAAAAGCUUCGAGUAGUGCUUUGCCGGCAUCGAUUUUCAAAUGCAAACCUAUUUGCCACUGUGCUACCCUUUCCUAUUGAGACAUGACUUUGGCGCCAUCUUGUGGCAUUUUGGUGCCAAGGAACUAUGUUGACGUGUGUUGAGGAAAGUCAUGCAAUGAUUUGCUGCCAUCCUGUGGCUUUUACAAGCAACUUUUAAAGGUGGAUGGUAAUUGCUAGCAGAUUUUCACUAGUCGCAGCAGGACUGGGUCCCUAACACGGUACUACUUAAUUUGGGCAUUGCCUUGGCACUGUCUUGUGACAUUUUCAGCAAAUAGUUUACGCAGAAAUUAAAAACAAACUCAAAAGUGUGAUGUUGAACAUUAAACUCCAAAUACGCAGGUGGUUGUCUAUAAAUCGGCUCUUAUGUUAGGUCCAUGACGCUGCCAUUUUGCGAUAACUCUGUGGACUCCCCUUUCACACUCGCUGUAAAAGCCACACUUUUCCCCACCUCUUGCUUUUGUUUUCAAAGCAAUUGCCGCCACCCCGAUAUGUAUUUCAUACGUUACAUCAGGCAGAGUCUCUAAUGUUAUCUAAGUGUCUUUUUGUGUAACGCUGUGUCUUUGUGAAAUCUCUGCCAUAACCAUUUUGUCAUUUGUUUCUGUGUGAAAGGCGGAAAGGUGUGUGUGUGUGCACGUGCGCGUGUAUUGGCAACUCACUCGGUUUACUCGAAAGUCAAGAUACAAGAAGCAUUUUGCUCCCUCGUUCCUGACAAUUUGCUGUCUGCCCCCCCCAACACCCAAAACCCCCCACGCACACACUUAUUUUCCUCUAAAUUCAGCAGUUAAGGCUUCAGUUGGUGGAUUAAGUCCACAUCACUGACUGCUGUAUUUCUUAUUCUCGUCUGUUAGUUCUUUUUUUUUUAACCCACCUUCGCUUAUUUUUAAUCUCUUGUGCUCAACAGACACAAGAAUGCACUCGAGCAAGCUCUGACUUAACUCAGAGCCCGCUUCCUCAAAGUGAUACAAUUUGGUUUGGAUGUUAAGAGGAGACCAUAUAAGACAGUGUGAAGGGUACUUAACUGCAUGUUUCCAUUCAUGGGUAUGGUUUGGUCCCAUUGUCAAACGCUACAACGGGGACCAGAAGACAUGCUGGGUUUCAUUGUUUCACUCUUUCAGGGACAGCGGUUACUACAGUGGACAGUUUAUCAUGUUAUCAGGUUACAGGGUGCAGGAAAAAGGGUUCAUGUCAGAAAACCGCUCGGAAUCGUCACCAAAUUUGACAUGCACAUCUCCACUCCAACCACUGAAAAUAUCAAUCCGAUUGCCACAAUAUUUUGGAUUUUGUGUUUUCCUCAUAAGGUGACAUUAAGCUGUCCUCUGAAACCGAUGAAAAUGAAGACGUUAAAAUGUCUGUAAAAUGCUCAAUAUUGAUGUGAUCAUUUUGAUAUUUUUUGGGCAACGAUUGAGGCAGUUUUCUGCCAUCAAGUGACGUGAAACUUUUUGUGAAGAGGGAAACACUUAACGGCCUUAAAAUCUAAAAGAUUGAGGCAAUUGUUUUGAUUUCAAAGGAUGAAAUGGUCAUGUGUAUCUGAUUUAUUUAUUUUUUUAAUAACCGGUAGUUUUCUGAGCUCAAACUAACAUUACGGUUUUUUUGUUGUUUGUUUUGGGGGUUUUUUACGUGAAAACUUAUACCACAGGUGUCAAACGCUGGUCCUUGAGGGUAGCUGUCAAACAUGUUUUAGAUUUUUCCCUCCUCCAAUACGCCUGAAUAAAGUGAUCAGCUCAUCGGCGAGCUAAACAGAAAGCCUGACGAUUGCGAUCUUUUGGAUCGGGUAUGUUGGAAUUGGGAAACAUCUAAAACAUGCAGGAUAGCGCCACUCGGCGACCGGCCCCUCCAUUAAGCCCGUGGUUAAUUCUGUUUUGUCAGAUUGUGUAACGUCAGUGUUUCUUAAGACACACGGAUGUGAUUCAAAUCCAUAUAAAAGCCAUAGACCGUUAUCCAAAUCUACGGAAAAUGUGCGUCCAUCCCUCCCCCUGCAUUGUUUCUUUGUAAAUCGGCGUGUGUUUGAAUGGUUGUCGCGCUUGGCUUUGCCGCCGAUGUCUGCUGGUGCACAUCGCGCGGUCGAAGCAAUAAAAACCGGAAAGAAAGUCGGUCGCGAACGCGGCGGCUCAAGCAUUGUUUACUCUCACCAGGCGUGCAAAUUUCCUCGCCGUUGUUUGAUUGCAUACCACCUUUAUGUCAUAACAGUGAUAAAGAUGUUUUUUUUUAUAUUAUAUUUAAGGGAUAUUUAACUCUGUUCUUCUGCUUGUUCUUUAAGACGAGUCAAAACGUUUGGUCAGGGAAGACAAGUUGUAUUCAAAUCUGUCACCAAAUAUGUUUGCAAUGUCUUGUGUCUGGAUUGAUUUCUGCUCAUUGUCCUUCAUGGAGUUGGUUGCCCCCACCACCUGCCCCCUCAGUGAGAUACCAAAGUGUUUUUGUUGCCCUAAAUUUACCAUUUAACAAUCUCAGGAAGAAAUAAAUAAACGUGGACGGGUGAGGGUGACAUGAGAAAUAUUAUUCCCCUUCUUAGCAGUGCUUAAACCAGCGUGUUUGUACUUUACAUGUACCAUUUGCUCUUAUGGGAGGUUUUAUGUUUCAGGGCUGGGGAACCUCACUGCUGUCUUAUUUCUUUUUUUUUUUUCUUUUUUUUUUUUUUUAAGUAUGUAGUACAUUUCUGAAAAAAUAUGAGGCAAUGAAUGCGUGCUGUAGAUUCCUCACCCUUGGUGUUAGGCUGUUGUUUUGGGAUUGGAUACUGUUGAUGCCAAUUUAGGGCAGCGCGGCAUAGUUGUCAGAGGUUUGUAAACAUGUUUUGUUUGUUUGUUUUUUCAAAAUUCUAACAUUUAAACCAGUUAUGGGUUGGAGUCAUGCAGCAUUUAUUUGACACUUUUUUUUUUGUUUUUUUGUUUUUUAAACCCUCGUGUUGCUUAAAAAUGGACCUGAAAUGAUUAUCCACGCUGAUAAUUUUUUUUUUUUUUUUUUUUGGGACUAGUGGUUAGCCCUCCAAACUCAAAGUGGAGAGGUUCUGGGUUCGAAUCUCCUGGAGUUUGCCUGUUCUCUGUUGACAUGAAAUCAAAUGCAUGUGAGUGAGAUUUCCGCACAGGUGGUCUAUUGCCAUUUAAAAAAAAAAAAAACAUAAUGAAUCUAUAAAUUAAUGAAAUACAAAAAAGCCAACUGAACAGGUUCUAUUUGAAAAAGUAUAAUUUUAAAAAUAUAUUUUAUCGAAAGGUUUGUUUUUUUUUUUUGCCCAAUAUGCGCCAUUGCAUAACAGGAGUGUUAAAUAACAUUUGAAUUAAUUUUUCCAAAUAUUCCAAAGCAGGUACAUUCCAUAAGAAGCUUUUUCAAAAGGGCUUCCCCUUACUGCUCCGCUAAAAUAUAUCACGUAAACCCACAUUGUGGACGUAAUCCAAUGAUAAAAGGAUACAAAGCACAUGAAUUGGCUAUGUUAAACAAAAGUCGCUUGCAACGUUUUACUGGACCCGGGAAAAAACACUGCAUCUGGACCUGUUUUGGGCCCCCUGCUUUUUGUAUUGUUUUAUCCGUUGGUUGUCAUGUUGCACUAAGAAUGGCAUCAUCACGUGACUCUCCCCCUUCUUCUAGCUUUUGCGUGUUGUGUUUCUUCUGGUCUUUUGUUUGAUGGAUUUGUAUACUGUAACCAUCCUUCCAUGUUUCUCCACUGUUUGCAUAUUAUAUAAAUCACUCAAAUAAUUUAUUGCUAACAACAACAACAAAAAACACAAAAACAUGCUACUGAUUGUAUGUAUUUUUAAACAAAGUCUAUUUUUUCUGUACAAAAAAAAACAAGAGAAAAAAAUAGAAACUGUGUUCAGCACUUUUAUUCUGGGUUUUUUGCUUUUGUUUUUCUAUAUAUUUAUAAUUUAGAUCCAAAUGUAUAUAUUGUAAAAUUUGUGCCUUUUGACUAAUUCUUUUCAAAAACAAAAUGACAACAAAAAGUGGUUUUCUACUCAUUAAAGGAAGGACUAUAUGAAAUUGCAAUCUUUGUUCAACAAAUAAAAACUUGCAGAUUGCUGAAACUCAA
Hippocampus zosterae (dwarf seahorse) is the source of this 9173-nucleotide messenger RNA. It is a transcript of the gene ncanb, whose product is annotated as neurocan b. The transcript has 18 exons. Lineage: Eukaryota; Metazoa; Chordata; Actinopteri; Syngnathiformes; Syngnathidae. Gene Ontology annotation, molecular function: calcium ion binding; hyaluronic acid binding. Gene Ontology annotation, biological process: cell adhesion. Bases 445 to 4299 code for a protein of 1284 amino acids. The record is from RefSeq and is a predicted model, not a curated record.